This is a messenger RNA of Schistocerca serialis cubense, 967 nucleotides long. Its product is annotated as cytochrome P450 4C1-like. Gene Ontology annotation, molecular function: heme binding; oxidoreductase activity, acting on paired donors, with incorporation or reduction of molecular oxygen; iron ion binding. The record is from RefSeq and is a predicted model, not a curated record. Lineage: Eukaryota; Metazoa; Arthropoda; Insecta; Orthoptera; Acrididae.
UAGUGAACUUUUGUGGUCAAUGACACAUGAAUUAUUUAUUGAGAUCUCCAAGAACAGAGGCAUUCCGUCCUUGACUCGGUGUCAAGUUGUUUAGGAACUUUUAGUACAGAAUUUGAAGAAGUUAUAUCAUAAUGAAUUCUUAGUGCAUUGUACACAUCUUAUACAGUCCUGUAGAUCUCCUCACUGGUGUAUUGUCGUGUUCCUGAACUGCCGUGUCACACUCGUUGUAGUAGUUAUAUAUGUACAGCUAUUUUGUCUGCCAUAUCAACAAAUGAACAUGUGAGUGCGCUUGAUGUCCUGUGGCAGGCUUUAUGUGGGCCCAAUGUUGAUGGUAUUGGUGGCGCACCCAGACGAUGUGCAGCACAUCCUGCUGACGUCAAAGCUGGUAGACCGUGGCACCAUCUGCACCAAUGCCAUGCGGAUGUUCGGCGGCGACGGGUUAGUCACCAUCGAUGCCAGCCGGUGGAAGGUGCACCGAAAACUCAUAAACCCGACGUUCCACUCUGAGAUUCUGAAGGGAUUUCUGGAGGCUUUCCACGAUGGUGGUCUCUUCGUGUGCGAGCGGCUCGCCAGGACCAGAGGUGCAGCUACUGAGGUUCACCCUCCAGUGUUGCUGGCAGCCAUCCGCAACUUCAGCAGCACGAUCAUCGGCAUGAACCCUGACCUUCUCAUGCCAGACGGCUUGGCAGAGGAGGAGCUCUCUGCUACAAUGAACUAUGGUGUGAGCCUUGUGCAGAAGAUGGUAUUCCGGCCAUGGAUGCAGAGCAAGUUCCUUCUGCAGCUGACCUCCAAAGGACGUGGUCUGCUCAGGUUCGUGAAACUGCUGCACAACUGUGCGCUGAAGUCCAUCGCCAUCAGGUCGGCAGCCACAGAGGACGGACCUACCAUGACACGCCAGCGCCUGCUGGAAGCUCUGAUCAAGCCAGGCGGGCAGACUGCGAUACCACUCGACGAGGUUCUGGGCGAA